AUGGAGUUUCUCUUGGGAAAGAUUGUCCCUCGUUUCGAGUUGCCUCUUCUUCCAAACAACAUCCCCUGUGCUUGCCACCCGGAUUCCUCCUCUCUUAGCCAGGAACUCGAUGAAUGGUUCAUUUCCAAGUUAGGCAUCACGGACGAGAGCACCAAGAAGAAGAUCGUCCAGUCGAGAAUCAUGAUCUUUGCUUGCUUGAUGCAUCCCAAUGGCGAGAGGGACAGAGUCCUCCUGGCAGGGAAGCAUUUGUGGGUGUGCUUCUUGGUGGAUGACAUCCUCGAGUCAAGCACCAGGGAAGCCUAUGGCAGCCUCAAAUCCAUCGUCUGGAGCAUUGCCACCACUGGAAUCUACAAAGCAUCCAACGAGGAGCAUGAUCAUUGUCUCGUGCUGCUGCUCUACCAGGAAGUUUUGGCGGAACUCCGCAAGAAAAUGCCCAGUUCUUUAUUCACUCGCUAUUGCAAGAUCCUCUCAAGCUACCUGGAUGGCGUCGAGGAGGAGGUCAAACACCAGGUGAAGAACACGAUCCCGAGCAGCGAGGAGUAUCGGCUCCUUCGCCGCCGCACUGGAUUCAUGGAGGUGAUGGCGUGCAUCAUGACCGAGUUCUGCGUUGGAAUCAAGCUCGAGGAGUCGGUUGUAAACUUGGGAGAGAUCCGUGAGCUCGUCAAGGUCAUGGACGACCACAUUGUCAUGGUGAACGACCUCCUGUCACUUCGCAAGGAGUAUUACAGCAGCACCAUUUGCCAUAACUGGGUGUUUGUUUUGCUUGCGGAUGGCUGUGGCACUUUUCAGGAGAGUGUGGAUCAUGUUUGCGAGAUGAUUAAGCAGGAGGAGGGUUCGAUUCUGGAUUUGCAGCAGAAACUUAUUAUCAAGGCAAAGGUGGACAAGAAUCCGGAGCUUCUCACAUUUGCAUGUAAUGUUCCAAUGGCAGUUGCUGGUCAUCUAAAGUGGUCUUUCAUUACCGCUCGUUACCAUGGGUGUGACAAUGCUUUGCUCAAUGGUGAGUUGUUUUAUGGAACUUGGCUCAUGGACCCCAAUCAAACAAUAAUCCAGAAAAACAUAUAG
This is a messenger RNA of Selaginella moellendorffii, 1062 nucleotides long. Its product is annotated as microbial Terpene synthase-like protein 30. The record is from RefSeq and is a predicted model, not a curated record. The coding region runs from base 1 to 1062 and encodes 353 amino acids. NCBI's taxonomy places the organism in Eukaryota, Viridiplantae, Streptophyta, Lycopodiopsida, Selaginellales, Selaginellaceae. The transcript has a single exon.